AUGUUGGGGCUGGUGCUUGUAAACAUUGUCAUUAUUGAUACCAGAAACGAUGCCUGCAGAGAUUAUGAGCAAAUCUUCGCCAAGCAGGCGCUGUCCCAGGCCCAGAAGUCCAUCGACCGGGUCCUGGACAUUCAGGACGAGGAGCCGGGAACCUGGGCCGACACCAUUCCCUACGGGGACCCGGGCUUAAGUCCCCCGGUCAGUGGAGGAUGGGAUACUUCCACCUGGGGAUUGAAAUCAAACACUGAACCACAGAGUCCACCGACGGCUUCUCCUAAAGCCAUCACAAAGCCGGUGAGAAGGACUGUAGUAGAUGAAUCUGAAAAUUUCUUCAGUGCCUUUCUCUCUCCAACGGAUGUCCAGACUAUUCAGAACAGUCCGGUGGUAUCAAAGCCUCCAGCUAAAUCACAACGACCGGAAGAAGAAGUGAAAAGCACUUUACAAGAAUCCUUACUCUCUGGACAGUCAGAAGUUACAGAGACAGCUGAGUCAGAAGUGAGAGACCCUGUGUGUGUACCAGGGAAAACUGUGGCAGUGGAGUCAUCACCUCAAACUGAAGGCAAGCAAGAAGAAACUGUUGAUAAAGAGUCUGAAAUGAAGGUGCCUGCUAUAUGCUUGAAGGUGUCUGAGAAUGUGAUUAAGGCAAAAACAGCUUCAGAAAGUGUGUCUAGCAUGUCUACGCAGUCUCUCACAGCAGAAACAAAGGACAUGGCUUUGGAAGCUAAGGAGCAGAAACAUGAAGACAGACAGAGCAACACACCCUCUCCUCCUGCUAGUACCUUCUCCUCGGGUACUUCUACCACCAGUGAUAUUGAAGUUUUAGAUCAUGAAAGUGUAAUAAGCGAGAGCUCAGCAAGUUCAAGACAGGAGACUACAGAUGCCAAAUCAAGUCUUCACCUGAUGCAGACGUCUUUUCAGCUUCUCUCUGCAUCUGCUUGUCCUGAGUAUAAUCGUUUAGAUGAUUUCCAAAAGCUCAACGAGAGUUGCUGCUCAUCUGAUGCUUUUGAAAGAAUAGACUCAUUUAGUGUACAGUCAUUAGAUAGCCGGAGUGUCAGCGAAAUCAAUUCAGAUGAUGAGCUGUCAGGCAAGGGAUAUGCUUUAGUGCCUAUUAUAGUUAAUUCUUCCACUCCAAAGACUAAAAUAAUUGACUCUAUUGAGGGAAAAGCUGAAGAAGUAGUAAAUGAUGAAACAGUUAUACCCACUGAAGAAGCAGAAAUGGAGGAAAGUGGACGCAGCACCACACCUGUUAACUGUGAACAGCCAGAUACGCCAGUUGAACAGCCAGAUACUCUGGUUUCUUCUGUGCCUACAACUGAAGGAUGUAAUACUGGCUUAGAUGAGCUAUCUGAGCAGCAUGAAGUUGCAGAAAGCCAGCCAGAAGUACUUUCUGAGAAGGAAGAUGCUUGCAAGACCAUUGAAUUUCUGAAUGAGAAACUGGAAAAAAGGGAGGCUCAGUUAUUAUCUCUUAGUAAAGAAAAAGCACUUUUAGAAGAAGCUUAUGAUAACCUGAAAGAUGAAAUGUUCAGAGUCAAAGAAGAAAGCAGCAGCAUUUCUUCCUUGAAAGAUGAGUUUACUCAGCGGAUUGCAGAAGCAGAAAAGAAAGUACAGCUCGCCUGCAAAGAGAGAGAUGCUGCUAAAAAGGUAAUUAUUAUUCAACAUAAGUUCCACAAAGGGCAUAGGAAGGUCCUUGAUGGCAAAGAAGAAGUUGAGAAACAACAUAGAGAAAAUAUUAAGAAACUAAAUUCUGUGGUAGAACGCCAAGAGAAAGAUCUUGGCCGACUUCAAAUAGACAUGGAUGAACUUGAAGAAAAGAACCGCAGUAUUCAGGCUGCCCUGGAUAGUGCAUACAAAGAACUUACUGAUCUUCACAAAGCCAAUGCUGCAAAGGAUAGUGAGGCACAGGAAGCUGCUCUGAGCCGUGAAAUGAAAGCUAAAGAAGAACUUUCUGCAGCCCUAGAUAAGGUUCAAGAGGAAGCCCGUCAGCAACAAGAAACAUUGGCAAUUCAGGUGGGGGACCUGAGACUGGCACUGCAGCGGGCAGAGCAAGCAGCUGCUAGAAAAGAGGACUAUUUACGCCACGAGAUCAGUGAGCUUCAGCAGAGACUCCAGGAAGCAGAGAAUCGAAACCAAGAACUGAGUCAAAGUGUUUCUUCAACAACAAGGCCAUUGCUUCGGCAAAUAGAAAAUUUGCAAGCUACCUUAGGGUCCCAGACAUCAUCAUGGGAGAAAGUGGAGAAGAAUCUUUCUGAUAGGCUUGGUGAAUCCCAGACCUUGUUGGCAGCAGCAGUUGAAAAAGAGCGUGCAGCUACAGAAGAACUCCUUGCCAACAAAAUUCAGAUGUCUGCAGUGGAAUCACAGAAUGCACUCUUAAGACAGGAAAACAGUCGAUUUCAAGCCCAACUGCAAUCAGAGAAAAGUAAGCUAAGAAAACUAGAGGAUGAAAAUAAUCGGUACCAGGUUGAAUUAGAAAACCUAAAAGAUGAAUAUGUAAGAACACUUGAAGAGACAAGGAGAGAAAAGACGCUGUUGAAUAGUCAGUUAGAAAUGGAAAAACUGAAAGUUGAACAAGAAAGGAAGAAAGCUAUUUUCACUCAGGAAGCAUUGAAAGAGAAGGAACCAAAACUAUUUUCAGUUUCCAGCACUCCCACCAUGUCACGCUCAAGUUCAAUAAGUGGAGUUGAUAUGGCAGGGCUACAAACAUCUUCUCUGUCUCAGGAUGAGUCUCAUGAUCAUUCAUUUGGACCAAUGGCUACAUCAGCAAGUGGAAGCAACCUUUAUGAUGCUGUGAGGAUGGGAGCAGCAGGAUCGAGCAUUAUUGAAAGUCUACAGUCUCAGCUGAAGCUACGAGAAGGAGAAAUUACCCAUUUACAGAUGGAAAUUGGUAAUCUAGAAAAAACUCAAGCAAUAAUGGCUGAAGAGUUAGUUAAAUUAACAAACCAAAAUGAUGAACUUGAGGAGAAAGUAAAGGAGAUACCCAAACUUCGUACUCAGUUAAGAGAUUUGGAUCAAAGAUACAACACUAUUCUGCAGAUGUAUGGAGAAAAAGCAGAAGAAGCAGAAGAACUUCGGUUAGAUCUUGAAGAUGUGAAAAAUAUGUAUAAAACUCAAAUAGAUGAACUUUUAAGACAAAGACUCAGUUAACUUCUGAAAAUUGAAUUCCUAUCAAGCUGAAUGUUAGCAUCUAAUAUCUAAAUGCAAACUUCCAAUAAAUUCUUUUAUAGAAUUAGAAAAUAGGAUUUACUGGAGAGAGCAAAUUUUUUAUACCUGUUUUACAGUAUGUAGUUAUAUUUGCAGUUAAAUUAUUUUGUGCAAUAUUUGAACAUUAUUUUUAAAACUAUUCUUUAAAGAUUUAUUUUUUAAGGCAUUCAAUUUUUUUUUUUUUGCCUUGAAUAGCACAGAGACUUGUUACUUUACCCACUAAUCACUAUGUCUAGGGGAAGAGAGUGGUGUUCAUACAUAAUUGUACAUAUAUUAUUAGUUGUAUCUAUAAUUUAUACAUGUUUAUUGUAUAUAUUGAGAAUGUUUAAAAGUAAUAUUAACAUAUUAAAACUUUGAACUCUUUACACAAAUCUUCAAUAUAUCUGAUAAAAAUAUUUUUUAAGUGAUCAAGUAAAGUUGCUUUACCUGUGGUUAUUAAAUUUAAAGAUUUUUUUUUUCCUUUAAAAGCUGAAGUUACACUGAUACCAUCUGAAGUUUAAAGAGUGAAAAGUUAAAAAAAAAUUUUUUUUUGAGAUUUUUACAUCAUCCAGGUUCCAUAAUUAAAUGUGAACUAAGUUUGGUAUCUUUUGGUGCCAAAGAAAGCUACACAUGCUCAAAAUUACCUAGACAUAAUUGGAUAAUGGAAAAUUAAGAUAAUUUGUAAUGCCAUCAGUAACAUUUAAGUAAUUUUGAGAAAGCAUUAUUCACUCAUUAUAAACUGAACCAAAACUAAUAAAAUUAUUAAUAUAAUUCUUUAAACUACUUUAUACAUUUUAUAAAGCCAUAUUCUUGGCACAUUAAUAAUGAAUUGUUUUUCUACAAUGGAAUAUAUACCACAAAAUAGAAAAAUUGUUGGAAUUAAUUUAAAUCUGAGAUUUUACAGCUUGUGUAAUUUCUCAUUUUUUUUCUUGAAGCUUUAAACUAAUAAUAUUUUUAAAAAGAGUGUGAAAUGGCUUUAGAAAAUAGUUAUAUCCUUUCCCAAAUGCAAUUUUGUUCAAAAGUUACCUGGGUUGAAUUUUACACCUGCAAAAUAUUUUAAUACGCGUUUAUUGUAGUUCCUCCUUCUCUGUGGUAUCAACCCACAGGAACUACAAUACAAAAAUAUUUGGGAAUCCUAAAUUUAAACUCAUUCGUACACCCUUGGGUUAGUCACUUAGUGGCCUCACAGCACUGCAGAACUGUAUCUAGGAACCCUUUACUACAUGGCCCCAAAGCAGAGAUGCAGAGGGGAAGGAAGGCAGCACUUCCAUUAAGUGAAAAAAGGAGGAAGUUUCUGUGGAACAUGAGCAUCUUGGUCCUCUAUAUGGUUUCACUGGGUAUCUGGGAACAUACCUUCUAUUGAUAAGGUGGGAUUUUACUCUACUUUCAAAAUCUUGAAUUUUUAGUUAAAUUUAAAACAUUUUUGUUGUUGUUGU
Dipodomys ordii (Ord's kangaroo rat) is the source of this 4613-nucleotide messenger RNA. It is a transcript of the gene Tmf1, whose product is annotated as TATA element modulatory factor 1. The record is from RefSeq and is a predicted model, not a curated record. Gene Ontology annotation, cellular component: endoplasmic reticulum; Golgi apparatus. The coding region runs from base 1 to 3141 and encodes 1046 amino acids. Lineage: Eukaryota; Metazoa; Chordata; Mammalia; Rodentia; Heteromyidae. The transcript has 16 exons.